Molecule: messenger RNA, 1620 nt
Organism: Mangifera indica (mango)
Lineage: Eukaryota; Viridiplantae; Streptophyta; Magnoliopsida; Sapindales; Anacardiaceae
Product: zinc finger CCCH domain-containing protein 23-like
Exons: 1
Coding region: 161-1279 (372 amino acids)
Molecular function (GO): metal ion binding
Source: RefSeq, a predicted model, not a curated record
UGGCUGUGACCACGAAUUAUCUUACCAAUGAAAGACGCUAUUCCAAAUCCUUAACCGCAGGUAGGUCAUGCAAUCCAACUACGGUUAUCUUAAACCCAACCACGGUUAAAGAAGCAGUUUAUAUGGCAGAUAUCAGUCUAGGCUUUGUAAAUGUCCGAAGAUGAUGAUCGGCGAAGUCCCCACUAGACCAAAUCCCACCAUACAAGUUCCGGCUUGGGACCCAUAUGAAGAUCCGGCGGCUAUCCUGUCCCCUUCCUACCACUGUAUCAGCCCUUCUGUUAACUUCAACGGCAAUGCUGCUGGUCUCGAUUCUUUGAUGGCUUUCCACCGCUACCUGCCGUCAAACGAGUUCAUUUCAACGAAGGAGUCCGACUCACUGAGUGAUGACUUGGACUUGCCGGUCGAUGCAUAUUCUUGCGAUUUCUUUCGCAUAUAUGAAUUCAAAGUACGGAGGUGCGCACGUGGCAGGUCACAUGACUGGACCGAGUGCCCUUACGCUCAUCCGGGAGAGAAGGCUCGGAGACGUGACCCGAGAAAGUACCACUAUUCGGGUACAGCCUGCCCCGACUAUCGCAAGGGCGGGUGCCAAAAAGGCGACUCUUGCGAGUUCUCACACGGUGUCUUCGAGUGCUGGCUUCACCCAGCUAGGUAUCGGACUCAACCAUGCAAGGACGGCCCCGCUUGUCGCCGCCGGGUUUGCUUCUUUGCUCAUACACCUGAACAGCUACGCGUUUUUGCACAGCAGAGCCCCAAGGGAAAUGCAAAUGUGUCAAGUGAUUCUGAUUAUGCGUCUCCUAUACGGCGUCGGUUUGAUUUUGACUCAUACGGUGGCGGGUCGUUUGUUUCCUCACCGACUUCUAGUUUAACCUCUCCUCCUGUGUCUCCACUAUCUGACUCGCCUCCAACCUCCCCGAGUUGUGAUAUUAACUCAACGAAUGAAAUCGUGGCUUCCAUGCGAGGCUUGCAGAUUGGGAAGGUGAAAAUGGGUAAAGCUUCUGCGUGGGGUUUACAGACGGGUGCUGGGUACUUGUCGCCCCGCGGUUCGAUGCUGAAACCCGGUUAUUUUAGCCUUCCUUCAACUCCGACCCAGACCCGGGUUCGUUCCGGACCUAAUCAAUUCGAUAUCUGGGAAGAAGAACCAACAAUGGAGAGGGUCGAGUCUGGAAGAGACUUACGGGCCAAAAUCUAUGCUAAACUGAGCAAGGACAAUUCUCUUGACCGAGUUGACUCGGCCUCGCCAGGUCCUGAUGUUGGGUGGAUUUCGGAACUGGUGAAGUGAAUCUGUGUAGAUUCAUUUCUAUUUUGAUGAUUUUUUUGUUGGCUAAUUUCGGAAAUCAUGAUAAUCGGCGGCCUUUGAUUCUUCUAACACUAUGAAUAUGCAGUUGAAUUCGGAUAAUUGCUGUGUAAAUAUCCUUUCAGCAAGAGAGAUGUUAAUUUCUCCGUUUUGUUGUGCUUUCAUUUUUGUUCAAACAAGAAAAAUUGCAACUUUUGUAUAUAGAAGGAUUUAUCAGGCUGCCGAAGAAACGGGUGGCGGUUUGUUUUAUUGUUUUGGUCUACGCCUUGUAUUUUCUUGGGAAAUAUAAUUUCCAUUAAUGUGAAUAUAAUUUCCAUUUGUGCAAA